AUGCUGCUCACACCGUUCGCCCUGCUACUGCUGCCCCUGCUGGCGAUGCCAGCCCCCUCCCAUGCCUGGUCACGGCCCCUGUGGUACCAGGUGGGGCUGGACCUACAGCCCUGGGGGUGUCAUCCGAACACCUUGGAAGGCUGUGGGGGCAGUCUGGGCUGUCCUGGCCACUGGAUGGGCCUGGGGAUGAACCGCAUCUACCCUGUGGCUGGGGUCACACUCACCACCACCAUGAUGCUGAUGGUCAGCCGUGCGGUGCUACAGCGGUGGCGCUCCCAGGGCACUAAGUCUGAGCACCCGCAGGUGACCACUAGCCCCUCCGGACCCUGGAAACGGCGGAAUCCAAUCUCAGACCGCGCCCUGCUCAUUGGGGUCCUGCACAUGCUGGAUGCCCUCCUGGUCCAUAUUGACUGCCACCUGCGGCGUAUAACGACCAAACAGAAAACCCCAAUAAAGGGGUCUCCCACCCAGAGUGGGUGA
Messenger RNA from Puma concolor (puma), 480 nucleotides. RefSeq names its product transmembrane protein 89 (gene TMEM89). NCBI's taxonomy places the organism in Eukaryota, Metazoa, Chordata, Mammalia, Carnivora, Felidae. The record is from RefSeq and is a predicted model, not a curated record.